This is a messenger RNA of Aspergillus homomorphus CBS 101889, 686 nucleotides long. Its product is annotated as DUF953 domain protein. The record is from RefSeq and is a predicted model, not a curated record. Lineage: Eukaryota; Fungi; Ascomycota; Eurotiomycetes; Eurotiales; Aspergillaceae. The coding region runs from base 122 to 514 and encodes 130 amino acids. Gene Ontology annotation, molecular function: protein-disulfide reductase [NAD(P)H] activity. The transcript is spliced from 2 exons. Gene Ontology annotation, cellular component: cytosol.
UUUUCCAUCGCGGGAUCAUUUUCCUCUUUACUCCUCUUCCAUAAGUUGAUUAUCUCCGUCGUGAAAUUCCAACCUUCAGCCCAAAUUCCAAAAAAGACCAACCAAUCGACAAUCAACCACCAUGCCCUUGAUCACCGACUUCAAUCUCCCCAGCUCGGCCAAGCAGCUGCAGGUUCCCGAAAACGCCCAAGCGCUCUUCAUUGUAUUCGUGGCCUCGGACGACCCGGCAACGGGUCAAUCCUGGUGCCCAGAUGUCCGCGCCGCCUGGCCCGUUCUCGAGACCACUUUCUCUCCAGCCGAUGCACCCCGCCUGGCCGCCGUAGAGGUCGGACAAAAGCCCGAAUGGAAGGACCCUGGGAACAUCUACCGGACCACGUGGAAGGUGCCAUGUAUCCCGACGUUGGUGCGGUAUGAGAUCGUCAACGGGGAGACGGUCGAGACGGGGCGGCUGGUUGAGGGCGAGAUCCUUGAUCAGAAGAGGUUGGGCGAGUUUAUUGGUAUGUCGCGUGUGUAAGCUUUGUACGACUUUUCAUUCCCUGGGGGGUUGGGUUUGACUGGAUUAUGAUGGAUUCGGUGUUUGUUUAUGCUAGGGUCUGAUAGGUCGAUGCGCAUGACCAAGUAUGGUUUUUGGAGUCUCUGAUCGAUAGCAUAUUUGCCCUUGAUUUAGUCUCGUUGUCAAUAUCAGU